GCAGCAGCAGCGGAGCGCCCCCAACCAGAAAGAGAAAGAGGCAAGCAGCAGAGCCGAACCAACCAACUAACCAACGGACGGAAGAGACCGCCGCCAAGCCUCGCCGAUCCGGCCCCCCCUUCCCUCCUUUUCCUCUUCUGCCUCCCUCGGGACCCGCCGCCGAGAUUGGAGCUCCGGCCGGCGCAUGGACCCCCGCCGUCGCGCGGAUCGCGCCGAGUAGCGGGAGGUAGAGCUGGGAGAGACGCCAGUGCCGCGGGGCGAGGCGGGCAUGGACACCAACGCCGGCUCCUUCGUCGCCGUCCGGCGGCUCGCUGGCUCCGACCGCGCGGCCGGCGCCGUCGCGUUCCAUCACUCGUCCUCAGCGGAGGUCGUGACCGGGUCGACGGCGUGGAUAGAGAGGGGGCUCUCCUGCGUCUGUGUGCAGAGUCGGGACAGCGACGCCCGCCUUUCGUUCGAUUUGACUCCCGUUCAGGAAGAGUGCCUACUGAGGUUACAGAACCGGAUAGAAAUUCAGUAUGAUAGUUCAAACAUAGAGCAUCAGGAAGAAUUGAAGGCCCUUUGGUGCGCCUCCUUUCCUGGAACUGAGCUUAGGGGCCUAAUAUCGGAACAAUGGAAAGAGAUGGGCUGGCAAGGGAAAGAUCCAUCCACGGAUUUUAGAGGUGGAGGCUUCAUCUCCUUGGAGAAUUUAUUGUUCUUCGCCAGGAACUAUCCGAAAUCUUUUCAGGAACUUCUUCGUAAGCAGAAUGGUGACCGUGCAAUUUGGGAAUAUCCAUUUGCUGUAGCUGGUGUAAAUAUAACAUUCAUGCUCAUUCAGAUGCUUGAUCUACAAGCAGUCAAACCAAGGUCAUUGUUUGGAGCUGUUUUCCUAAAGCUACUUUCAGAAAAUGAUCGAGCUUUUGAUAUCCUGUACUGCAUAACCUUCAAGCUGAUGGAUCAGCAAUGGCUUGACAUGCAUGCUACUUACAUGGACUUCAAUACAGUCAUGAAAUCCACACGACGCCAGCUAGAAAGGGAGCUGUUGAUUGAAGAUAUUCAGCGGGUCGAGGAUAUGCCAUCGUACAAGCUUCUAGCCCGCUAGCUAGUAACUGAAACCUUAACAUGGCUUACAUGUCGCCGCGAGGCUUGAAUUGCUGAACGAUGCAACCAGUGUCCUUAUACAGUGAGAGAAUUCCAAGAUGUAGAUGCCCCUGUAUCUUGUCGCGUUUUAGGUACUCCGAUAACCCGGGCUCUCAUGUAUUUACAUAGUAGGGUUUUCUUGGCCAGCAUGCCACGUAGGGUAACUCCAGUAUCCGACCAACUACCAGGAGGGCAGAGUAUGUGUAGGGUGUGUGUGUGUGUGCUGUUAAAGUUUGGUUAUUGCUCAUAAUACCACGGAAUGUAGUCCUUGUCUCUGUCCUUGUAACCAGGAGCCUCUUGUGAAAGCUAAUCUGAGUGCGCAGCAACUACGAUUCA
This is a messenger RNA of Triticum dicoccoides, 1452 nucleotides long. RefSeq names its product ELMO domain-containing protein A-like. The record is from RefSeq and is a predicted model, not a curated record. Bases 269 to 1078 code for a protein of 269 amino acids. The transcript has 9 exons. NCBI's taxonomy places the organism in Eukaryota, Viridiplantae, Streptophyta, Magnoliopsida, Poales, Poaceae.